Messenger RNA from Pantherophis guttatus, 1267 nucleotides. Its product is annotated as ras-related and estrogen-regulated growth inhibitor-like protein A. The record is from RefSeq and is a predicted model, not a curated record. NCBI's taxonomy places the organism in Eukaryota, Metazoa, Chordata, Lepidosauria, Squamata, Colubridae. Gene Ontology annotation, molecular function: GTPase activity; GTP binding.
CUGCUUACGGAUUCCUACCUUACAUGAAUACACUGUAUGUGACUCUCGUGGCGUGGCUUCUCUGCAUAGACCUAUUGCUCUGCCUGUGCACUUUGAAGAUUGGUUAACUGGCUCACUGGAGCCCCACCCUGUAUGGGAAGUGUGUGCAACACACCGAAAAGACUUGAGUUCCUACAGAUACAGAAGACUAUGAGUCCCACCCGAAUCCUUUAGCUGCUCUAAGGUGGGUCCUGUCCAUCGUUAAUUUUCAUUCUAUCCAUGGAUGUGGGGUGGAGUAGAAUUAGCCUGCUAGAUUUGUUAACUGAGUGAUGACCACUGACAUUCUGGUUUUAUUGCUCUUAAGAAUAUGUUGGUUAGUAGUUUCCAGGAAGGGAACCCCUUUGGUUCCUCUGGCUUGGUAUGAUCCAUGCAAAUAACUCCCACUGGUGGCAAGUGAGAAAGACUCAUUCUUCUUUUGACUGAACGGGGGAAAACAGCUGAAACAGUUUCCCCAGCUGAUAUAGUCUGGACGAAAGAAGAGAUCUUUAUCAAUGGUCCUCCGAAUCCCCCUUCGCAGGAGUGCCAGCUUCACUCCUGACCACCAGCCUGGGGCAGAGGUCUCCACUUCUACCCCUGUGAAAAUGGAAGCCAACGUGGUGGUCCUAGGAGCAGACAGCGUGGGAAAGUCAGCUCUGACGGUGCGUUUCCUUACCAAAAGGUUUAUUGGGGAAUAUGGAGACAUGGAGUCUGUCUACACUCACAGUUUGGCAAUAGAAGGCAAAGAGAUUCUUUUCCACAUCUGGGACAUUCCUUGCUCGCAGGAGAAGUCAGAGGACAACUCAUCCAAAGAUAAACGCAUCCAGUGGGCUGAUGGCUUUGUCUUGGUCUACAGCAUCUGUGACCGCGCCAGCUUCAACAGUGUCCAACCCAAAGUCCAGUUCAUCAAAGCCGCCAAGGAAAGUCCAAGCCAGGAGAAAGUGCCCAUUGUUAUUGUGGGCAACAAGCGAGAUCUACACCAUCACCGGGAGGUUUCCAGUGAAGAGGGACGUCUCCUGGCCCUCUCCAUGGACUGUGAGUUCUAUGAGGUAUCAGCAGCCGAAGCCUAUCAUGGAGCACUCAUGGUCUUCCAUGGCUUAGCAGAACGCAUCUGCGAGGCCAAACUGGCCCUGAAAAAAGGCACAGGAAUCCGUAAUAUCGUCAAGAGUGUAUCUGCUGUCUUUGCUCGGAAAAGAACAGACUCAAUGUGAAAAAAAAAAGGCGAAUGUUCUGUAAACACUGUGGGAGAACA